Molecule: messenger RNA, 867 nt
Organism: Coniosporium apollinis CBS 100218
Lineage: Eukaryota; Fungi; Ascomycota; Dothideomycetes
Exons: 3
Coding region: 1-867 (288 amino acids)
Molecular function (GO): oxidoreductase activity
Source: RefSeq, a predicted model, not a curated record
AUGUCUUACAGUCGUGUUGGAGCAGUGACUGGAGCUAACAAGGGCAUCGGACUCGCAAUAGUCCGACAGCUCGCGCUGCAGUAUCCCAAAUCCGCCUACAACAACGGUCCACUUCUAAUAUACCUAACCGCUCGAGACAGAGGCCGUGGCGAAGAAGCCUUGAAGAACAUUCACAGCGAUGCCGAGCUCAAGAAAGCUAAGGCACUCGCCGCAGACGGCGGGUUGACCGACGUCAAAUUCCAUGAGCUCGACAUAGACUCCACGGACAGCAUUCGCAACUUCGCGAGUUUCUUGAAGAAGGAACAUCCGCAGGGCGUCGACUUUGUGAUCAACAACGCUGGACUUGCUAUGACGGGAUUUGACUCCAACGUCGUCAAGAAGACCCUCCAGGUCAACUACUACGGCACCCUCGAAGCAACCCAAGACUUCCUCCCCCUGAUCCGCGAGAACGGCCGCCUCGUAAACGUCGCCAGCAUGUCCGGCCACCUAUCCAAAUACUCCGACGCGAUACGCACCCGCUUCCUCUCCGCCAAGUCCGUGCCCGAAGUCACCAAGCUCAUGGAAGACUUCAAGGCCGCCGUCGCAGCCGGCAACGAGAAGCAGCAAGGGUGGCCCAGCGCCGCCUACGCCGUGAGCAAGGCUGGUAUCAUUGGCAUGACGAGAGUGGUUGCGGAGGAGGAGAAGGGGAAGGGGAGGGGCGUGCUGGUGAAUUCGUGCUGUCCGGGGUAUGUCAAGACGGAUAUGACGAGGGGUGGGGGCGCGAAGACGCCGGAUCAGGGCGCGCAGACGCCGGUGAUGCUGGCGAUAGGGGAUAUUGGCGGGAAGGCGGGGCUGUUUUGGCAGAAUGAGAAGGUUAUUGAGUGGUAG